UUAUGUCGCAAUUCUUUCUCUCUUUAGGUGCCAAGGAUGUGAUCCUGUUUAAAAGCUUAACCUACUGGAUCUUGGGGGCGAUGAGAGACGCAUUGAUUUUGAUUCGGUUGGGGGUGUGAGAUUGAUAAGAGAGGCAGCGAUUCGAUGAGGCCUUAAUUGGGCAAUCAAGAUUUGAUGGGCGUUGGGUUGUUUUUCAUUUGUGCCAUUGUGGGUUUUGGCGAAGUGGGUCUCUUGAAAAUUUGGUGAAACCACCUUACCCACUUUCACUGUUGAUCUUUCAUGGCCAUUUGGAUGGUCCUCUUGAUUGAUGAUUAGAAAGAUGGCCACUUGUUUCUGAUGAGCGAAACCAAACUUUUUGAUGGUGUUGUGGCUGUUGAGGGAGCAUGAGGGCACUCCGGGGACAUUCUCGUCUCUGUUGACAUUGCGACGCUUCAAUGAGGUGGUCACGUAGUACACACGAACGGUGGUUACUUGUUUCCUGUAUCAGUGUUGAGUGUCCCAACUGCCCGCAGGGCAGUAGUUUAGAGAUUGAACUUCUGAGAAUGGGGAAGGGGUCAUGCUUUAAUGGUUUUGAGGAUGUAGCAACUCUGAUGUCAUGGAUUGACGGCGCUCAUUUUCAAGACAUUCAACGAAGAAAUAGACCGAUUUCUUCUGCACUACCAGAAACAGCCAUUUCCAUAGCAGUUGCUGCCACUGCAGUGGGUGCUGCCGCCACGCUUCUUAUAAAGAGAACCAAAGCUUCCGAAGAGACUGAGAUCCCUAUGAAAACUUGUGAAGACUGUGGAGGUUCUGGUAUAUGCUCCGAGUGCAAAGGUGAAGGCUUUGUGCUUAAGAGACUGUCAGAACAAAGUGCCGAGAAGGCAAGAUUGACUGCAAAGAACAUGGCCACCCGAUAUACUGCAGCGUAAUUCUCGCUUCCCAAGAAGUGGAGUUACUGUACAAAGUGCUCUUCCUCUCGUUCUUGCAUAAUUUGCGGCGGUCGAGGGAAGUUAAGUUUAUAGCUCUGCUCUAGUGACUCCUGAUGGGUAAAUGAAUGAGUUUUGAAACUUAUAUCUUGUUCUAGUCGAAUUCAGCUUGGCCAUCUUCAGUUUUGGUGGGUUUAGUGUUCAUUGCUUAUUGUAGACGCAAUGUGUAUGUCAACUAUUUUAGGAUACCUUUUGUAAAAUAUACAUUUUAGACUGAACAUG
Messenger RNA from Rhodamnia argentea, 1187 nucleotides. RefSeq lists its product as uncharacterized. The record is from RefSeq and is a predicted model, not a curated record. NCBI's taxonomy places the organism in Eukaryota, Viridiplantae, Streptophyta, Magnoliopsida, Myrtales, Myrtaceae. The transcript is spliced from 4 exons. The coding region runs from base 435 to 908 and encodes 157 amino acids.